UUCAUCUCGCCUGCCCAAGAUGAACCACAGUUUUCUGAUUCUCGUGCUGCUUCUUUCUGCCACGACCUCACAAAGCCAAGAUGCGGUUCUUGGAAACAAGCUAGAACAAGUUUCCUUCGCCAGAGCAUUCGUACCAGGUACCUGCGGUGGCGGACAAACGUCCGUUUGUUCAAACUGUACGGCCUUAUCGAUCUGCAUCGCCCCCAACAUUGCCGUGGAUGUCAAAUGUUCCGGAUCCAACGCCUAUUGCGUCCCUGGAGAUGUCGAAGCUAGUUGUAGCACCGUUCCCGCCGAAGGCUGUGCUCCCCCAUCAGACGAAACGGCUGCAAUCGUUUGUUCAUCGCAGGGACUUUUGCCAGAUCCAUCCAACUGCAACAUCUACCACGUGUGCCGCACGGUACAAGGGUUUUCGGACGUCUAUAAAUGCCCAUCGGGAACGCGGUUCAAUCUCUCGGUCCUGCAGUGUCGUACUCAGAGUCUUUCACCAUGCGUUACGGUUAGUUGUGGAGCCACCGGUGGAUUUGUGUACUACGGAACAUCCCGGCAGUACUACGCUUACUGUUUAGUGCAGAAUGGGGUUACAACGCCAUACAUGUUCAAGUGUUCCAAUCGGGCUUCAUUCAGCACGGUGACCAAUUCGUGCGUCUAUGUCUGUGCUGGAGUGGGAAACUUUGUCAACACCAACGACCCGUCGACGUACUACCAGUGCUACAUCGCGAACGGACGUUACGUGCCAGCGCUGAGGCAGUGUCCCCUAGGAACGACGACCUUCAAUCAGACCUUGCAGUAUUGUACUUAGGUUGGAAGGGCGGGGUUUGUGGGGAAGCGAUUUUGGUUGUGAAGAAUGCUGAAGGCAAGUAUUGUGAUAAUCUCGAAAAUAAAUGUAGCUGCACGGUGUACAGAAUUAUGUAGCUGAUUUCUUCAAAUCGGCGAUAAUAGUCAUAUUUAAUUAAAAUAAAGACUUUACAUGUAAUAAAAUCAAUAAACUAAGCACAAGGAUAGGUAAAUAAUAAGGCUGAAACAUUUCACCGACGGUCAUUCAGCCGAAGGAUAUUUCGCCAAUAAGGUAAUUUCACUAAAGGAUUAGUUUUGUCCAAUAAGUAU
This is a messenger RNA of Ochlerotatus camptorhynchus, 1104 nucleotides long. RefSeq lists its product as uncharacterized. NCBI's taxonomy places the organism in Eukaryota, Metazoa, Arthropoda, Insecta, Diptera, Culicidae. The coding region runs from base 20 to 799 and encodes 259 amino acids. The record is from RefSeq and is a predicted model, not a curated record. Gene Ontology annotation, cellular component: extracellular region. Gene Ontology annotation, molecular function: chitin binding. The transcript is spliced from 2 exons.